Olea europaea var. sylvestris is the source of this 2547-nucleotide messenger RNA. RefSeq names its product protein UPSTREAM OF FLC. The coding region runs from base 425 to 1999 and encodes 524 amino acids. Lineage: Eukaryota; Viridiplantae; Streptophyta; Magnoliopsida; Lamiales; Oleaceae. The transcript is spliced from 5 exons. The record is from RefSeq and is a predicted model, not a curated record.
UUUCUUUUUCAACACACAACGCAGGCCACUGACUUUGUUAAUCUACAACUGGGUUUUACUUGCAUUUCAUCUUUUUUGCAUUUUCUGGGAUCCUCUUCUGUAUUUGUCUAGCAUUCGUAUCUGAUAGCAUUACAAGUUUUUUAAGCGCUACAUAUGUAUGCAAUAUUAUUUACUUACUUCAAUAAUUGCUUUUACCUUUGUAUUCGGGCCUUUUUUUUUUUUUUUUACCUCAUAUCCAGAUCUAUAGCAUCUCAAAUAUUCAUAUGUACAAUGUAAAAAUCCCUUGUAAUUUUUGCCGAUGUAUGAAUCCUGAUGUCUGUGAAACCAGGAGUUAUUUUUUUCAAAUACGAUUUAAUUUAAUGGGUUUUCGUGAAAUCACAGAUAAUUGAGAGGAUUCAGAUUCAACUAGAUUUUCGAGGCGAAAAUGGAGGGAAGAAUGAAGAAAUACAGGCAAGUUAGCCCAGAAAGAGCAAAAGUAUGGACGGAAAAAUCGCCCAAGUAUCAAUAUAAACAACAGCAGCAUGAUCGUAAAGUGCCUGUAGUUUACUAUUUAUGCAGGAAUCGACAGCUCGAGCAUCCACAUUUUAUUGAAGUCCCCAUCUCUUCCCCUGAUGGCCUCUACUUGAGAGAUGUUAUGGAAAGGCUUAAUGUUUUGAGAGGCAGAGGCAUGGCUUCAGUGUAUUCUUGGUCUUGCAAGAGGAGUUAUAAGAACGGGUAUGUAUGGCAUGACCUUUGUGAAGACGAUUUGAUCCUUCCGGCUCAUGGAAACGAGUAUGUUCUUAAAGGUUCUGAGCUCUUUGACGAACCUGAUUCUGGUCAAUUGAGUCCGGCUGGAAAUGUUGCAUUACAGAAUUUAAAAGCAUUACCAGAACCACCAUCUUCUAGAAGUCGAGGUGAAUCUUCAUCUUCCUCCAGCUUGAAUGGUAGAACAACUAAGAGUUCUCAGGAUGAUGACCUGUCUCCUCCUAUUCAGCGUCCACGUUCGUUGGCUCUCUCUCCACAGUCCAGUGUCGGGAAAACUUCCUCUUCAAAUGCUCCUUUAGGCUUGACAGAGUACAAGGUUUACCAGAGCAAUGGUCUAACUGAUGCCUUCACUCAGACUGAGGAACAUGCUGGCACAGCUGUUAGAUCUCGAGACACUUGCACAAGAGGUGUUUCGACCGAUGAUGGAUCACUAGAGACCGAGAGAAAUGAGCCUCGUCAAAACCAGGUUCCUCAAGUAAAGGAGACUUCGGAGAUCUGCAGGGAUUUAGUUUCACCACCUACAUCUAUAUCUAGUACAUCUUCGACGAGUGGAAAGACCGACACCCUGGAAUCUCUCAUCAGAGCAGAUGCCAGUAAGCUCAACAGCUUCAGAAUACUUGAAGAGGAGGAACUUCGUAUGCCAUCAAACACAAAAUUCAAGGCUUCAAAUGUGCUUAUGCAAUUGAUCACUUGUGGGUCAAUAGCGGUAAAAGAUCACAAAUUUGGCCUUAUCCCUACCUACAAGCCUAGCUUUUCACAUUCCGAAUUUCCAUCUCCAUUGUUCUCGACAUCAGUGAUGCUGGGAGAGCUGGAUUGUCUUUCUGAGAAUCCUAGGCUGAUGGGUGUGAGGUUGGAAGACAAGGAAUACUUCAGCGGGGGCUUGGUCGAGACAAGUGUGCCCACGGAAGAGGUUACUAUAAAACGAUCUUUGUCAUAUAAUGCGGAUAGGACAAACAAGCAGUUUGAUUCACUCGAAGACGAGAAAGAGCCUAAUUCCACGCAUUCAAAGUGCAUUCCUAGGUCCAUCAAGGCUUCAUUGAGUAAGCAGCCAAGAUGUGAAUCUAUGAGAUCCCCUCUCUCUGAGGGACGUCGAAUCUCGUCUGAUCGUGUGGAUAGUUCACGAAACAUUACAUUUGGUACAGCCAGUGGUGGAAGCAAGAGAAUUGAAGAGCCGUUCUCUGAAAAAAAUCUGUCAAAGAAAGUAGAUUCUUUCAGAGACGAGAAGGAAAAUGUCAUCAAAAUCGAAGAAAGUUAAGUUCUGGUACUAGUUACUUAGCGUAAUGCUACUACUCUUAUUCAUGUGUUUUGAGAUCUUCUCCACUUUUUCCUAGCAGGCUUGCUUCAGGGGCACGAAUUAUAAUAGAAUCCAAAGUAUCCUCUGAAAGUGAGGAUAACUCCAAGAAACCUUUUGACGAUUGAUCCGUGGCAGUUUUUGAUGGGAGAUCUAGUUCUUUUCUACGACUUGACCUUGGCGAGUUCUGAUCUUGUUAAUUUGUUGGGCGGUCUACUUUAUGCGCCUGAUCUGGAAUGAAGUAUGGAGUAAAUAGCUUUGUCCAUUUGGUUCAAAGUUUUGGAAUGGCCCUCCUGGAGGAACUACUGGAUUUUAAGUUGUUCUUCUGUCUAACGUUAGCGUCAUACUUUGGUAAUGUAGACAGAACUUAACUGAAUACCGGUAGAGAGAGUGAAAUCAAUGAUUUCGACAAUUUUUGUACGUGUAAUUAUUGAAGGUUAAGAACUUGAGAAUAGCUUUGCCCAUUUGGUUAAAAGUUCUCUAAAUAAAUAGAACAUAUAGUUGUUGAACUA